This is a messenger RNA of Paramecium octaurelia, 420 nucleotides long. The record is from the annotation of a GenBank genome assembly. NCBI's taxonomy places the organism in Eukaryota, Ciliophora, Oligohymenophorea, Peniculida, Parameciidae.
AUUAUAUAUUACCAUGGCUGAAGGAAGAGAGAACUGGGCAGUUGAUGAGUUAUUGAAGGCUGAAGAAGAAGCAAAUAACAUUAUAAAGACAGCUUAGAAAGAAAGAGAGAAAAAAAUAAAAGAGGCCAAGGUCGCAGCUGAUUAAGAGAUUGCAGUAUUUAGAAGGGAGGAAGAAACCAAAUAUAAUCAAGAAAUUCUAAGAGUAAUAUUAAAGAAUAACUGAAGCGUUUUGGAUCUACUAAGGAGGAAGAAGAGUUGGAAAGAAAAACAAAAGCAGAAAUCGAUAAGAUAUAUGCAGAUUACGAAGCAAAUAAAUUGGCAGUUGUGGACAUGUUGAUUAAAAGGGUUAUUGAAGUUAAAUUGGAGGUUCCAAGAGUCGUGAAGGGAUAAUUUGAAUAGCCAUAACAAAAUUAAUGAGAU